This is a messenger RNA of Effrenium voratum, 4932 nucleotides long. The record is from the annotation of a GenBank genome assembly. NCBI's taxonomy places the organism in Eukaryota, Dinophyceae, Suessiales, Symbiodiniaceae.
AUGGCGACACUGUCGGCCUCUUUGAAUGCCUGCCAGAAGAGCCAGGAUUGGCCGCGGGCCUUGCACUGCCUUUGGCGCCUCAGAUAUGAACACGAAGGCAGAAACCGAGAUGAGGACCUCCAGUUCACCCAGGCCAUUCGAGCAUGUCAGGGCGCUGCCCAAUGGUGCAUGGCCCUCGAGUUGCUGAACUCCAUGGACGUCUGGAGGGUCGCGGCCAACGUUUUUACGUACGCGGCGGCCAUCGGUGCCAGCCAGAAAGCGCUGCAGUGGACUGUGGCAGUACAGCUUCUUUUCUCCAUGGAGGAGGCAGCGGUGACUCCGAAUGUUGUCACUUACAGCGCCACCAUCAGUGCUUGUGCCGAGCAGUGGGCAACAGCGCUGGAGCUUGUUCACCAUAUGCGGUCAGCAAGGGUGACGCCGAAUUCCUUUAGCUACUCUGCAGCGAUCUCAGCAUGUGAGAGGGCAACAGAGUGGUCUGCGACUAUGGCGUUGUUUGCAGACAUGGCGAGUGACAAGGUCGAGCAGGAUCAGAUGACCUACAAGGCCGCGCUGAGGGCUUGUGAGAGGGCAGCCAAUUGGCCAUUGGCUCUCGCCAUCUUGAGCGACAUGAAGUUGAACCCGCGCACGUCGCUGAAAGAAAUCCAUUUUACCGACGCCAUCAGAGCAUGCCAGGGCGCUGCGCAAUGGUCCAUGGCCGUGGAACUUUUGAACUGCAUGAACGUCUGGAGGGUCGCUCCCAACAGUUUCACAUACGCGCCAGCCAUCGGUGCCAGCCAGAAAGCGCUGCAAUGGUCUACGGCCGUAGAGCUUCUUUUCUCCAUGGAAGAGGCAACAUCGACUCCUGAUGUUGUCACCUUUAGCGCCACCAUCAGUGCUUGUGCCGAUCAGUGGAUGACAGCACUGGAGCUUGUCCAUCACAUGCAGUCAGCCAGGGUGACGCCCAAUGCCUUUACCUACUCUGCCGCAAUCGCCGCGUGCGAGAAGGCGACAGAGUGGUCUGCAGCUUUGGCUUUGUUUGCAGAGAUGGCGAGUGACAAGGUGCCUCCCAACGUCAUUAGCUACAACGCCACGAUCAGCGCCUGUGAGAAGGGCGCGCAGUGGCUUCAAGCGCAGCGCCUGCUGGUGAACAUGCAGGACGCCAAGCUGGCGCCCAACCAAAUCACCUACAAUGCCAGCAUCAGCGCCUGUGCUUCGGCGGGCAUGUGGUCCCAAGCGCUCCAUCUCUUUGAGAGCAUGGACGCAAAUCUGGUGGCGCGGGAUCGCAUCACCUACAAUGCGGCGAUGAGCGCCUGCGAGAAGGCUGGGCAGUGGCCUCUGGCGCUGGAGUUCCUCAGCGCCAUGCGAGAGGCGUUGCUUUGGCCCAACGUUAUCAGCUACAGCUCCGCCAUCAGCGCGUGCGAGAAGGGCUCGCAGCCGCUCGUGGCCCUGCAGCUCCUGGAUGACAUGGACCAAGACCAGGUGCUCCCGGACGUGAUCUGCUUCAAUGCUGCCAUCAGCGCCUGCGAGACCCCGACUCUGUGGCCCUUGGCGCUGUCGCUCUUUCAGGACAUGGCCAGGUGCAUGCAUCCCAGUGUGGUGAGCUACAGUGCUGCACUGAGUGCCUGUGAGAAGGGCGCGCAGUGGCGCACCGCGCUGGACCUAUUCUCCCAGCUGCGGGAGGACGGUUUGACACCCAACGUCGUCAGCUUCAAUGCCUUGCUGAGCGCCUGUGAGAAGGCGAUCGGCGCAGUCGGCGGAAAGCUGCACUUGCGCUAUGCGGAGCCGACGCAACUGGAUGGCGUGCGCCUUGGCAGAACUGCGAAGAUGGUCCUCAUCCACAGCUACGGGCGCCACGUGAACAGCCCUGUCUUCUGGCAGAAGUCCAUCAACUUUGCGGAGCAGUUGAACGUGGCGAUAUUUUCCUUCGACAUGACGGGCCACGGCUACUCGGAGGGUGAGCACGGGCAAAUCGAUGAUUUCGAUGACUUGGCGCAGGAUGUGGCUCACUUUUGCGAUCUACUUUGCACAGCGACGGAGGCAUCUGGUGAUGGGUAUAACUUGUGCAGCCCAGAACUUUUACAGCGGCUGAAGCACAAGAAGAUAGUUGUGGCAGGAGAGUCCAUGGGUGGUGCUGUGGCUCUCUUGGCUUCUCUCAGAUUUGGUCCCGCCUCGCCUUACGUGGGCGGCUUGCUUCUGUUGGCGCCGUCAUUGAUGAAUAUCUCAGCUCCAUGUUUUCUGGGGCAAGGGUUGAAUGCGCUGCUCAAGAGGACGCCCUCCGCCAGACAGCUUCCCAUUCCCGCGAUGUUUCUGCCGAAAAUCACUGGCAGCAAGGUGUUUUCGGAUGAGAUGGACAUCGAGAGCUUUAACUCAGAUGACAACCUUGGCUUUCAGUCGUCUAUGAAUGCAGCCACCGCUGCAGCAUUCGUCCGGAUGUUCGAGGAUUUGCCUGCGAAGAUGCCAGAAGUUGGCUUGCCGCUGCUGAUUCUGCACGACCCAGAGGACAAGAUUUGCCCACCGCAGGGCAGCGAGAUGCUUAUGGACUUGUGCGCCAGUGAGGACAAGUGCUUUGUACCCGUGCCUGGCGGUCGGCAUGCGCCCCACGUCAACGAGUACGCCUUCUGCCUGCCGUUGAUGUAUGACUUUGUGCAGAGCUGCGUGUGCGACCCAGCUCCGGGGCUUGGCGCUCUCAAAACUAUGACCUGCCUGAGCCGCUUGAGCCGGUCUGCUUCCAAGCAAAUCAUGGGCGCUGCCAUACGCUGGCCCGCCAAAAACCGGGUGGCGCCCUACAUCAACCUGACGUUGUUGCUGGGGCAUACCGCUAUUGUUGCAGCGCCCCCCGUGCUUUUGUUGGUGGACGCGGUUGUGGGUACCUGGAUCCUCGCUGGCCUGGUGGCUUCGUUCGCACUGCUGGGCGCCUACUUCCAAUUCGAGGCGGCCUGCUCGCUUUUCCGCUUGCUCCGCGCGGAGCGGGCACGCAAGGCGCGGGAGGUUGAAGAAGUGCCUGGAGUCUUCGCGUGCCGGUUGAUGCACUUGGUAUGCGUGGCAAUCUACAAAGAGCCCGACAGCAUGCUGCUGGAUACGCUCAAACAGCUCAACGACUCACCCAGCGCCUGCCGCAUGCGGGUCGUUUUUGCAAUGGAGGAAGCCACCGAUCGCUCUGAAGAGCGCUUUAGGCUCUACCAGAAGAAUUUGUCCAAUGUAAAGGACGUCGUCUACUACAUCCACCAGCCGAAACAAGGGGAAAUCCGGGGUCUGUGCUCCAACCUCGCACAUGCGCUGUCAGAGGACUUGUCCAAGCUCACGGCCAAGGACAGUUCCUGCGACCUGGACAACUACAUCUUGACCAAGGUGGACUCACAGGCGCACUUGCCGCUGCACUACUUCACAGAGCUGGAGUGGUCCGUGCAGGAUCGCAGGCGUGUCAAGAGCGAGGGGCCGGUUGUGUGGCAGCCCGUGCUGGGCAGCUUCCUGAACCGCAGCAGUAGCAUUGGACCCGUGAGGGCGCUCAUGUCUAUGCGGAGCUUCUGCUACCCGGCCCUCUUCAAGAUGAACUUGCUGACAGUUACCUGCUACAGCGUGCCCCUGCGGCAAUAUGUGAACAUGGGACGCCAUCAUCCUUGCUACAUGGGUGAAGACUGCAUGGUCGCGGCACAGAGCUCGGUGGACGCUUCGCGCUGCGCCACGGUGGCCAUGUUGCCGGUGCUGGUGGAGGUGGCGCCGCCCUUGGACUCCAACUGCUGCGGCGCCUUACGGGAAACCGCUCGGCAGUGCGUGCGCUGGGCCGCGCAGUCCACGGAAGCCGCGGAGUUCCGGUGGAGGUUCCGCGGGCCGAGGUCCACGUUGGGCACUGCCUGGUGGCUGCUGAAGUAUUGGUUUGUGCGGGUGGCCAUGAUGAACGCCUUGGGGGCCUUCGCCAUCUCGCUCUCUGUGGCAGUCCAACUGGACAUUGCGCUGCCGGAGUUGGAGUCCUGGGUCUUGCUGGUGAUGGACAAGUUUCUGCUCGUGGUGGUGCUGGCGUUGUUUGUAGUCAUGCCCGUCUACGAGCAGCUCUUGGCGCAGCUGGCAAGGCACGAAGUCCCUUGGCGCCAGCUGCCCGCGACCAUCCUGUCCUUCCCGGGGGCUGUGCUGGCGAACACAGUGGUGGACCUUUGGGCCUGGCACAAGCUGCUGUCACGAGGCAAGGCGGCCAUCACCCUCACGCACCGGAAGAAGAUCGUUGCCAAGGACCCAGUAGCAACCAAAGCGCGCAGAGCCCACUCCCUGAAGGACGUGGAACUUGGUGUCCAGUGGCCUACUUGCACGCGGGCUGCCCAGUGGCGCCCCGCUCUGGGCCUCUUCGAGCAGCUCGAAGGUGCCGAAUCGGAAGUGGCCCCAGACGUGCUGAGCUACGGCGCCGGGAUCUUGGCCUGUCACCAGGGCAACCAGAGCUUCAGGGCGCAGGAGCUGCUCGCGGGCCUUCAGCGGCGAGUCGUACUUUUCCCGGCCGCGUGUUUUAGCUCCGCCUUGGCGCCCCAAAAGGUGCAGCGGCUGGAGGAUUGUCUGCAGCAGGAGGCGCAGCUGCGGCAGCUGAAGCUGCAGAGCUUGAAGAAGGAGGUGCUUCACCCGAAGCUGACGGAAGCGCAGGGUAAGUUGGAGGCAGCGUUUCUCCACCAGUUCGAGUACGCGCACAAUCUCAUCGAUGCAGUCAGCGACCGCUUGGCGGGUGUAGAAAAGGACUUUGUGCAGAGCCGCGCCCGCUACGUGCAGCAGAUAGAGAUGGACGCCGGCACAGUGGCCUCGGACCUGAAAGACUUCCGCCGGAGCUUCGAGCUCGAGCUCGCGGCGCGGCAGGAGCGCGAACAAGACCUCCGGGAGCGCCUUGCUGCCUCCAAGCACCAGAUGGCAGAGAAGCUGGCGCCGGGAGUGACAGAAUCAAAGGUAUGUCGUUGGGGUUCCAAGGUUGGGUCCUGUUAA